AUGUCAACAUAUAAAACUAUUAGUGAUUUAAAACUAGAGGAUUUUAUCAAUAAUGAAACUUUUUCAAGUAAAUCAAAACAAGAAUCACAAGACGCAACCAAUCUUCUUUUCCAUCUUCAUAAUAUUAUUCAUAGUUUUUAUUUAAAAAAUAUUAAUAAUUUAAAUAAUAAAAAGAAUCUUAAUAAUAUAAACUCUAAAGAUAUCUAUAAUCAAUCAGAUUCAAUAACAAUCAAUUAUCAAACUUUACAAUAUAUUGUAAAUAGAUUAUGUAAUAAAAAAGAUAGAGAUGAAACAAAAGGAAUAAAUAAAAUAUUGGGAAAGGGAGAAAUAUCUGUAUUGGAAGUAUAUAAAAAAAUAUCUCUAGAAAAUACAAAGAAACAACUUAAGGUGUUUAUUAAGGAAUACAGGGAGAGUAAAGUUUUCCAAUUAUUACCAGUCGAUCAAAACAGCAAUUAUGAUACUACUCAAGUUGCAAAACAACUCACAACCAAUAUAGUAAAUCACCUCUCAGUUCAACUUUCAAAUCAUAUUAGAGAUAUAAUGAAAUUAUACAAUGCAGCAAUUAAAGAGCUCCUUCCAGAUCCAGAGAUAGAUCGUACAGAGACCCUUCGAUUUCUUAUUAAAUACAACAUUGCAUCAAUCUUACCAAAUAAAGAAAUUAAUAAAUUGUUGGCAGACAAUAAGUUAGAAAAUACAGAUCCAACUGAGAAUAUUAUAAGAAUUAUAAAUAACAAUUUAGAUUAUUCAACUCUCAACCUCAGCAAACUAUACUCAUUUUUUAAUGGAUAUGAUUUUGAAAAGCUUCAACAAAUGGAGAAAGGUGUAUUCACCAACAGCUGGAAAUUUUUUUCAAUUGGAUUGGGCAGUGUUUUUUUUAAAUUUCAAAAAAACAUUGAGGAAAUAGGUCAUCAAGUGGAAUUUGCACAGCUUGUUAAUUCUCUGAACCAACAUAUCGAACAUUCUAAUUUAUUACAAGUUGUAAAAGAUGGUAAACAACUCUUGGAUGUAUUAGGCAAACAAGAAGAGCCAUUGUUGGUAAACACGUCUGCUCCAAGAGAUAUCAAAUUUACCAACUCGGAAAGCCAUUUGGUUAUUUGGGUUCGAUCAAUCUUUAAGAAUAUCUCAAAAUAUGGAGAUCAGAAUUUGGAUAAAAUUCAAAAGAGAUUAUCGUUCUUUAUACCAGCAGCACCAACCUCAUCAACAACCACAACUGCAACUACUCCAACAACAACAACAACAAAAGUGAGUUUUUUCAAUUGUAAUUCCAAGAAUCACGAGGCACUUGGAUUGGCGAAGCCAACACCGGUAGUAGACAGAUAUCGAGAUACAAAUAUUUGCAGUACAUGUCAGUAUCACACCAAUAACAGAAGAAAAGAAAAUCGAAAAGACAUUUUAGCAACAGAUAUAAUUAAAUCUUUAGGCGAUUUGAAACAAGAAGAUAAUAGUAAAGUAAAUCAACUUUUAGUUAUAGUAAAGGAUAUAAUAGUAGAAGUUUUUAAAUCAGAGAUAAAUGACAAUUAUAAUAUAGAUACUUUAAUAGAGAUAUUAAAGAUAGAAAAGGAGAAAGAAGAAGAAGAAAAGCAAACAAAGUUUAAAAAAUCUACAACCACAACAACAACAACAACAACAACAACCACAACAACAACAACAACAACAACCAACAGUAAUCAACAACCUUCUCUACGAUCUAUAUUUGAUGAUAAUGAUGAUUUCGAAUUUAAAAGUGAUGAUCCAAUAGUAGCUACAACAACAACAGAUUCAACUAAUGAUAGUAAUAAUAAUAAUAAUAAUAAUAAUAAUUUAGAAGGAUCAGACCAAUCCUAUCACCCAGAAGAAACCACUGCCAAUGGUUUUUUUGAUAUCUUGAAUUAUUUCUCCCGAAUGCCACUUCCAUCAGGUAGCUCCAAAGAUACUAGUGCUAGCCGUGCAGAUCAAUUGCAAGAUCUGCAGAUGACUGAAAAACCAAUCUCUCCGUAUUCUCUCAGUGAAGGACCACCGGAUCCAGAUGUAAUAUUCGUAUCAGACCACCUUGAUUCAAAGGUUCACCAAAAGAGAAGGUUGAAUGAGAAUACCAUAUACUACGAUAUUAAAAGUUGCUCUUGGCUUUUUGUAGAUCCAUCCAACUCAAAGGAUUUGUCUGAUGAGCAGCUCCUAUCAAUCAAGGUGAACCGUAUAAAGCAAAUCCUACAACUUGGUAAAGGUACCUUCUUUCUUUGUGGUAUAGCAUUAUGGAAACUUCUCCGAGUUCUUAUCACGAAUGAAGAGGUCAAGAUCACCAAUAGAGAUCAUUGGUAUACAUCAAUGAAAUUGACUUGUAGCUUUGCCGGUCGCUCCAUCACAUUAUUUCUGUUAUCAGAUCCUUGUCAUUCAUCAACAAUAACAAAACAAGGAUUCCAACAUUAUUCAAACUGGAAAAAGGAUACAGCUAUAAAUAUCAUCGACUCGGAGGCAAAACCAACUACAACCACCACCAUCUCCAAAUCUCCUCAUAUCAACAAAAGCAAUAGAAAUAGGAGAUUGAUAUUUAUCAAUAACAAGGUUGUAGAGAGUGAUAAUAAUAAUAAUAAUAAUAAUAAUAAUAAUAAUAUUUCAACUCAAUAUUGUAGUGGUGAUGAUAAGAUGAUUCAUGAAGAUAAAGAAACAUUAGGUACCGAUCAAUGUAUGGAGGAUGAUGUCUCUAACGAUACUUCAAAUGAAUCUAUUAUUUCAGCUAAUGACCCACCAACACCAACCACUACUACCACUACCACUACUACCACUUCCACUUCCACUACUACUAAUAAUAAUAAUGACUAUUACAAAUUCUUUAAUAUUCGUAAUAGAUCAAUGUCAUUCACUCUAUUUCCUAGUGUAGAUUUAUUUAAUCCAUUCAGUUUGAUGUAUUCUGCCAAAGACAUUAGAAGAAUCAUCAAAGCCGAGGAUGGUAUGACUGAUAUCCAAGUUAUAAGAUCUAUUUUAAAAGUAGAUUUCCUCAGGAGAAUAUUUGAAGCCAAUCCGAUCGAUGUACAUAUCAGAACAAACGGUUAUUCAGGUGGUGUUGUGUUUAAAAGCAAAUCAAAAAAAGUUCAAAAACAAUACGAAUUGAUUGGUUUAAAAGACAUAAAAGAUAAAGAAGUACUUACUGAAGAACAAUUUGAACAACUUGGUGUAGUAGUAUGUGAUCCAGCACCAAACCACAAUGUUUGGUUAAAUAACAAACAUCCGUUUGCAAACGGUGAUUAUUCUUUCCGAAAGAAUGUCAUUGACGUGAAGUCUUCAACGCAUCACUUUCAAUCCGAGUCUGGUCUGAACAAACACAAAAAGAAUAAGCUACUCGGUCACGAUUUAAUGAAAUGGCAGUCUGACAUACCUUCAGUCAAAGGGUCCAGUACAAACAAUAUUACAGAUCUUGUAAUAUAUGAAAAACGAUUGGAAUUUAUAUUCAAAUCGGUUUUUUUACCACCAGAACAAAGAAGUUCAGAUAUCAAACCAUAUGGUACUCUAAGGGCAGUCGGAGAAGAGAAAAAGAAAGAGCAACGAGUCUGCCUCUCAAACAACACCACCAUUCCAUAUCACUCAAACCAGCAUAAAUCCGUCUUCCAUCAGUAUCGACAAUGUCAUGGUGAUGCGUGGCAAAAGGUUGAUUUGGAUCGAUCGCGAUCAAAGAAGCACAGUGAAUCAUUAAAUUCGAAAAAAUUGUUCAACUUUGCAUUGCAAUCGAUUCCUAUCAAGCAGUUAACUCAUGAUCCAAUGCAGAUCGAUUCCACCGAUCCCAAUGAUCCAAAGCAGAUCGACUCCACCGAUUCCAAUACUCCAAAGCGCGUGCCAAAGUUGGUAUUCAAGGGUAACAAUGUACCCAUCCAAUCCGACAGGGAAUCAUCUCAAGAGAAAAGUGGUGCCAAUAAGAUGAAGCUACGACGCGUUGGAUCUCCCAUCAAAGUGAGAAAAAAAGAAGCAUUGCUAAAGUUCCUCAAGGAUCACAAACUCGAGUUCCUCGAACCAAUCGACGAGUCCAAUGUACGAUUAAUUGAUAUACAGACUGCAAUUCACUAUUAUGGAGUGGAGCUCAUCCAACAAGCAAUGGAUAUAUGGAAAUUCUUUAAGUUUACCGAACCAUUGCCAGGUAAUCAAGGUGUGGAAAAAGAAGUAGAUUUCAAAGAUGGCAUAAAUAGAGUCGAACAAAUUACAACAACUUUCAGGAACCAAGCGUUUCAAAAGUUUUGGUUCAGACGUAUUCAUUUCGAACGGUGCAAAUGGCUAAAGGAUCAUGGAAUUAAGAUCAUGCCAGAUAGUGUCGGAGGUCACUGGAUUAGACCAAAUCAAUCAAAAGUGGACGCCAAUGAAGACAGUAUUUACCAACUAUUACCAGUCUUUAACGGCUUGACAAUUUUGGUCAUGGUAUCUAACGGUACAGAUGAAGGAAAAAAGGUAGAAAGAACAUUAAUCGGUCGAAUUAAAUUGAAUGGUGGAAAGUACACUAGGGAUGUAAAUGGCACAUUCAACUUUAUGGUUACUGACAAGAAAGAUUGGGACAGCACACCAAACAAAAAGGCGAGAGAGAUCUGUAAGGUGAAGAAUAUUCCAGUAGUUUCCAAUGCCACUUAUAUUACAGAUUGCCUGAGACAACAUGUGUAUCUACCUCUACUAUCGUAUGAUCUGUCGUCAGCUGCCAACACUACCAGUAGUGCUGCGAAGGUUUCACCAAGCAAGAAGAGUGGUUCCAAGACAGCUACCAACACUACCAGUAGUGAUGCGAAGGUGACACCAACCAACAAGCGUAUCGACUCACCCGCUCCCUCCAUACCGGAUCUUCAAACAAAAAAGAAGUCCAAGAAGACCGACAAUACCGACAAGAAGUCUAUCGAUAGCGAUGAAGACAAAGACAAUCAUCCGAAAUCCCGAAAGAAAUCAAAUCGAAAAGCUGCCAAAGAAUCAGUUGAUAAAACUAGAGUCGUUAUUGGUGCUGGUUGUGGUAAUUUAAAUCAUAUUCAACGAAUGAAAGGUGUGAAAUAUAGUCCUGCCACGGAAAGAAUCACCGAAUCUCUCCAAAGAUACAGUUUCAGUGUUUCGAAAACAAACAUGAAAAUAUCAAUUUCCAACGAGUUCAAUACAUCACAAGUGUUUGGUCCAAACAUCGAUAAACUAGAAAAUGACUUUGUUUCAGCAAUCAACAAACCAGUUUCAAACGAGUGGACGCAGGCAAAGAAAGAUGAAGAGCUCCAUUCGUUAUAUAACCUAGCCAAGGUCAAACCCCCAGGAGAGAGUAAAUCAUAUAAACCAAAAGAUACCAAGAGGGUAUAUAACAAGUCAUUCUCUGUUCGGUUGUACACUGGAAACGAUGACCAAGGCCAGCCUAAAGAUAUUUUUAUCAAUAGAGAUAUUCUUGCAUGUACAAACAUGAUGGCAAUUGCUAAGGCCUAUUUUUGUGGAAAGCAACGUCCACAACUUUUAGCACCAUUCACCAGUCAACCUAUUAUUAAUACCCCGGGCAAGGAAUGUCCACGACAAAAUUUGAUUUCUGCGUUUACGCAUGUAAUUUUCCAAAAGAAUAAAGAUUUAUCUUUAUUAACUCAAGAUCAAUACAUUAUAAUGAAAAAAGACUUGCUCCAAACCAGAAAAGAUUGUAGAGUGGUAAUAAUAAAUAAAUACUGUUUUAUUACAAAAUAA
Molecule: messenger RNA, 5646 nt
Organism: Heterostelium album PN500
Lineage: Eukaryota; Evosea; Eumycetozoa; Acytosteliales; Acytosteliaceae
Exons: 15
Coding region: 1-5646 (1881 amino acids)
Source: RefSeq, a predicted model, not a curated record